This is a messenger RNA of Nannizzia gypsea CBS 118893, 606 nucleotides long. Its product is annotated as yebR protein. The transcript is spliced from 4 exons. Gene Ontology annotation, molecular function: protein binding; L-methionine (R)-S-oxide reductase activity. The record is from RefSeq and is a predicted model, not a curated record. Lineage: Eukaryota; Fungi; Ascomycota; Eurotiomycetes; Onygenales; Arthrodermataceae. Bases 1 to 606 code for a protein of 201 amino acids. Gene Ontology annotation, cellular component: cytosol.
AUGGUCUGUCUUAUCCAUUCAUCAGUCGCUAUAGGGGCCUCGAAGGAGGAGAUCUAUAAACAAGUCAUACAGCAGACAAAGGGACUGAUAGAAGGACAACGGCAUUGGGUACCGUUCAAACAGCCCUCUCCCUACUAUUUCACACUACUGACGUUGUUUAGCAACACUGCAAAUGUAGCCUCCCUCCUAUGGCAUGCCUACGCCAGUCUUCCGGCUCCUUCAUCUUCGGUAAACUGGGCAGGAUUCUAUAUCCGAGAAGAUAAAUUCCCCUCUUCCGUACCCGAGGCCUCUCGCUCCAAAACCAAACUUCUCCUAGGCCCUUUCCAGGGUAAACCAGCCUGCCAAUGGAUCAAUUUUGGCAGAGGUGUUUGCGGCACUGCGGCUGAAAGGAAAGAGACCGUGAUUGUACCUGAUGUGCUGAAUUGGGAAGGACAUAUUGCUUGUGAUGCGGAUAGUAGGAGUGAAAUUGUUGUUCCUAUUCUAGUAAAUGGAGAGACUGUUGCAAUCAUUGACAUAGAUUGUGCUGAACCCUCAGGGUUUGACGAAGUUGACAAGAAGGGGCUAGAGGAGCUUGCUGCCGUAUUGACGGAGAGCUGCGACUGGUGA